AUGAGUAAGUUAUUCCCGCACGGCUUUCCCCGCAAAGGCGAAAUUUAUCAAAUCAAUUUUAGCCCCAGUAAAGGUAAAGAAAUCAAAGAAGUUCAUCCGGGCUUAGUAGUCAGCAACAAUAUUCAAAACGAGCAUGGUCAUUAUGUGAUUGUGGCUCCCAUUACUUCCACUUUAAAAAGAGAAAGAUUAUUUGAAAAAGUUAUUAUUCCUAGUAAGGAAAAUGGUCAACUAAUCCUGGAUAAUACCCCUGAAUUCUUAGAUUACUGCACCAAAUCUAAUGGUUUAGUCUUUUUUGGCUCGAUUGGUUCCGGUAAGACCGCUAUUUUAGCCAUGUUGGCUCAUGAAUUACCUGGGGAAAACAAAUAUGCUACUUUUCCUUGCAAUCUACCGCAAUAUUGUGCAAGAUGUCCGGGAAAGACAAAGAUUUUUGAUGCAUUUUAUUGCGCUCAGUCGUCAUCAAGGAACCAGAUUGUUUGUCAAUGCUCAGAGGUUGGGACAGAAAGAUCUACAACAAUUGAAGAUUAUUCGCAAAGAGAAAGAAAUGUGAGUGAUUCAAAUGCUUCGGUAAAAGUAGCGGUAACAACAAACUCAAAAAUUUUUCGCGUAAAAGGUAAUCCAGAAGAGGAAGAUUAUGGUGAACAUUCAGGAAACUACCAUGAAGUAAUCCCAAAUUUAAGUAUUCAGAAAAGAAAAGUUGAAUUACCAAAAAGAGUUUAUAACGUUGAUAAUUCUCAAGAAAAAUCUGAGGAAGUAAGAAAAAUGGGUCAAUAUUAUGGUAAUGCUACUGUAACUUUGAUAGCUGUACAUAAAAGUAUUGGUAUUUAUGGAGAUUAUUCUUCUGUUAGGAAUUUUGAUCAACUACGAGAUCAAGAAAAAGAAGAUCUCAGAGGUGCCCUAAAAGAUGCCUUGAAAGUUGCUAAAAAAAAUGAGUCGAAAAGAAGUUCGUGUUAUAAACACUAUGAUGAUAUAGGAUUAAUGGAAGCUAAA
Messenger RNA from Ambispora gerdemannii, 987 nucleotides. The record is from the annotation of a GenBank genome assembly. Lineage: Eukaryota; Fungi; Glomeromycota; Glomeromycetes; Archaeosporales; Ambisporaceae.